This is a messenger RNA of Boleophthalmus pectinirostris (great blue-spotted mudskipper), 1949 nucleotides long. Its product is annotated as probable helicase with zinc finger domain. NCBI's taxonomy places the organism in Eukaryota, Metazoa, Chordata, Actinopteri, Gobiiformes, Gobiidae. The transcript has 15 exons. The record is from RefSeq and is a predicted model, not a curated record. The annotation marks the transcript as partial. Gene Ontology annotation, molecular function: metal ion binding.
GUACUCUCAACAACCUUCAGAGCACUACAUCCCACUAUGCUUUGCGAUGGGUCUGACAAGUGGAUCCAAGAUGGCGUAGAAAGUAAAGCUAGGUGGUUUGUCCCUAAGUCAUGGCGGACAGGAGAGCGGAGAAGUCAUGUGAAGAAGCCAGUAGAUCGUUAGCCCGGCGGGAGUACGAGGCGGCUGUGAGCCACAGCUCAGCUGCUCUGGUGGCCCUCGCGCCCCAAACCUCACCACCCGGAGCCCCAGUGAGCCCCAGUCCUCCAGCCCUCAGCACUCCCCUCCGCAGCCGUGCCCUGCUGUACCGCAUCGCUGCCUCGCUACAGCUAAAAAAAUAUGAAGAAGCUGAUGAAGAUUGCAAACACGUCCUGGCGGAAGAUGUGUCCAGGGGAGAUGGUUCGCUUCAGGCCAGCUUGCGUGCCAUGCUGUUGGAUGGCAGCCUGCAGGAGGUGGCCAGCAUCCUCUCAAAAGCCUUGUAUGGAGAAGCACUGAAUGGAAUAGUUUCUAGAGACCUAACUAGGUUAAAAAUGCUCUUCUCAGAAGUAGAUGCUGUAAAUACACAGAUGGCGCCAGAAUACUCUGAAGACCAAGAUGAAGAGCUCCAAGAUGGCUGGCAGUUCCGCCCUCCACCUAGAGGAGUCACCAGCAGUGAGGAGUACACCCUCUGUAAAAGGUACUUGGAGCAGGGUCUGUGCAGGUAUGGAGCUCAGUGCACAUCGGCCCACUCUCAGGAGGAACUGAUGGAGUGGCAGAAGCGCUACGCCUCACGUCUCAUCCGCCUCAAACAGCAACAGGAGAGCAAGCACUUCACAGAGAACUACAUGGAAACUCUGAUUGAAAAGUGGAUGAACUCACUCUCUCCUGAAAAAGUGCUGACUGACAGCCUAGAAGGAGUGAAUGUACAAACCAGCUCCAACCUCUCUGUUACUGUCACCACCAAAAAAUCCUCCCACUCCUGGACCUUCUCUUUGUUGUGCAAGCCCGCUAGAAAGUUGCACCGGAUCGCCUUGCUCUAUGAUGCACACCGACCACACUUCUCCAUCACUGGAGUUUCAGCAGGGGAACAGCUUCAGUCAGUUGCCCCAGGGUGCCAGGAGUGGACUCCGGGAGAAGAUGCAUCUGACAAUGGCCUUGACCACUGUGUCUACAAGGUAGCAGUUGGUUUUACCACAGAGAUCUUUGGUACCUUUCGACAGACAGUAGUCUUUGACUUCGGGUCAGAACCUGUCCUUAUGCAGAGAAUAAUGGUGGAUGCAGCAUCAAUUGAAGAUCUUGAACAUCUUAUGGCUGCAAGACAGCAGCUUCUAAUGACUGCAAAACGAUGGGAUUCUUCAUGUAAGACCAUUGUUGAGUUCACGCCCAAUGAGACGAUGGCGGAUAUGGAGCGCAGCCUCCUGUCGCGUUACCAGAUCCCCCUGUCAGCUGACCAGCUCUUCACCCAGUCUGUAUUGGAUAAAACUCUCACCAAAGACAACUACCAAGCCCGACUUCAUGACCUGCUCUAUAUAGAGGAGAUUGCACAAUACAAAGAAGUUAGCAAAUUCAACAUUAAAGUCAACCUCCAGCUCGUCACAAGCUUUAUGCUCACAGGCAUUUCAGUUGGAGCAAAGUAUGCCCAAAAUGGACAACUUUUUGCACGUUUCAAACUUACAGAAACAUUGUCUGAGGACACAUUAGCGGGACGGUUAGUAAUGACCAAGGUGAAUUCAGUUCUUGUUUUGCCAUUGGGCCGUGAGGGUGCUAGCUGCCAACCACCGCCUGGGGUCAAGGAGCGUGUCUAUGAGGCUGUGAUUGAGGAGAAGACCAAGGAUUACAUCUUUCUUAGGAUCUGCAAGGACUGCUGUGAAGAGCUAGGGCUGCUACCAGACAGGGAAAUACAGGUGGAGCUUCAGUUCCAGCUAAAUAGACUGCCACUGUGUGAAAUGCACUAUGCUCUGGACCGGAUCAAA